Molecule: messenger RNA, 1999 nt
Organism: Manacus vitellinus (golden-collared manakin)
Lineage: Eukaryota; Metazoa; Chordata; Aves; Passeriformes; Pipridae
Product: interferon regulatory factor 4
Biological process (GO): regulation of transcription by RNA polymerase II; immune system process
Cellular component (GO): nucleus
Molecular function (GO): DNA-binding transcription factor activity, RNA polymerase II-specific; RNA polymerase II cis-regulatory region sequence-specific DNA binding; protein binding
Source: RefSeq, a predicted model, not a curated record
GUGACAGGAAAAGGCUGAGCCUUAGGCAACAGCAGGGAAUGGGCACCCACCCCUUCCCUCCACCUGCGGCACAGGCCGGGCUGGAGGUCGAUCACCCAGGACCCUGCAGGAGCCAAUGAGCAACAGAAAGAGCCUAAAAUCUCCAUUGGUGUUCAUGGGUGCACUGACUGUGAGGGCAUGAAACCCCCGGGAUGCCUUUGUUGGGGGUCCCUCCCGGAGUCCCACCGCUGUACUGCUCAAUUACUGCACCGCUUGUUCCUGAACUCGGAUGUCAGACACCGCUGCGGGAAACCUGAGGCCAAGAAAAAAUUUAAGAACCGUCCCCUCUGCCGUGGAGCAGCCAGAGCCGGCAGCGUGGGCCGGGAAAAGGAAAGUGAAAGCCGGAGCCGCUUUCGGUUUCGGCGCCGGGCCGCGAUGGCGGAGCCGGGGGCGCCCAUGCGGCUGAAGGAGUGGCUGAUCGCGCAGAUCGACAGCGGCCGGUACCCGGGGCUGCGCUGGGAGAACCGGCACCGGACGCUCUUCCGCAUCCCCUGGAAGCACGCGGCCAAGCAGGAUUACCGGCAGCAGCAGGACGCCGCACUCUUCAAGGCUUGGGCCAUCUACAAAGGGAAGUACCAGGAAGGGACGGACAAGGCUGAUCCCUCCACCUGGAAGACUCGUCUCCGCUGUGCCCUCAACAAGAGCACCGACUUCCAGGAGGUGCCUGAGCGGAGCCAGCUGGAUAUCUCUGAGCCUUACAAGGUGUACCAGAUCGUGACUGACAGAGCCUGUGAUGCAGAGGACAGUGACACCCAGUCCCCAGGCAGUGAGGACCAGCAGGGCAGCACUGCAGGGAGUCUAAAGAAGGAGGAAAGCCAGAAAGACACACUGGAGACAGACCACGGAUCUCCACAGCCCCUGCUCUCUGCCCAUCCAACUGAGAGAGGGUACCUCGUGAGGGGAGUCUUCUACAGCUGGAACCCAACCCAUGGCCAGUUCCUCCCUAGACCCCAGUCCUACGUCCCUGUGGAAGAUGUCAACAACUCAGAUUGCUGGCUCCACAUCCGCCUCUACUACUGCGACGUGCUGGUGAAGGAGGUGACCACCCGCACGGCCGAGGGCUGUCGCCUCACCAGCAGUGCCGUGCCGGCCGACAGCGAGCGCCUCUACGGCCCCUCCUGCAUGGAGCAGACGAGUUCCCCCGCCCCGCAGGCUCUCAGUGCCACGGCCAACGCGGCCGCCAUGGCCAACGUGCUGGAGCGGCUCCUGCCCCACCUGGAGCGCGGGGUGCUGCUGUGGGUAGCGCCCGAGGGGGUCUUCAUGAAGCGCCAGUGCCAGGGCAGGGUGUACUGGAACGGGCCACUGGCCCCACACAGGAACUGGCCCAACAAGCUGGAGAGGGAGAAGACCUACAAGCUGCUGGACACGCAGCAGUACCUGCAGCAGCUGCGGGAGUACCUGAGCAAUGGGCAGCUCAUGCCACAGUACCAGAUCCACCUGUGCUUCGGGGAGGAAUACCCCACCAGAGCCGGGCACCCCUUCCAGAAGCUCAUCAUGGCCCACGUGGAGCCGGUGUUCGCACGGGAGCUCUUCCAUCACGCCCAGCGCUUGAGGCCAACGCUGCUCCGCAACUCCCCCCAGCCCUGUGCCCCUGGCACCUCCAGCCACGUUAUUCAUGUCCUCAAACAGCUCUGCCAGCCCUGAGCCGGGCAGGAGACGAGAGCUCAGUCACCAUAAAGUCUCAGAGCAGGAGGCUCUGAGCCCCAUGGCCUUACUCCAGCUGUGUGUCCUGAGGCAGAGUGCACGGGGUGCUCAGCAUGAGGAACCAGAUGCAGGCAGGUUCUGGUCAGGGUGGGCAGGCACUGCUGCCCUCGUGAGUGCUGUAUUUAUUGCCCAGGAGGUCCCCAGGUGGGAUUUGCUGUGUGCCUGUUCAGCCAGUUGGGGCAGAGCCAGCUCCAUCCUUGCACCACUGGGACUUGCCAUUUGUGAAACUUAGAAAUAAAGGUUGUGUUUUAGUACC